GCAUGAGCACUCCUCAGCCGGCCGUACCAGAGAGUCCUACCAAGGGCACAAGAAGCCCAGCAGGGCAGGCUGCAGUAGGUGUCCGGGAGAAGGGCCCUCGGCUGUGCCAGCGACUGCCCUCUAUUGUGGUAGAGCCCACUGAAGUGGGUGCUGUGGAAAGUGGGGAGCUGCGCUGGCCACCUGAGGGCACCCAGCGGGGUACCCCUCAGAUCCCGGCUGCUGCUGGUGAGUGA
Molecule: messenger RNA, 233 nt
Organism: Acomys russatus (golden spiny mouse)
Lineage: Eukaryota; Metazoa; Chordata; Mammalia; Rodentia; Muridae
Gene: Lbhd2
Product: LBH domain containing 2
Exons: 2
Coding region: 3-233 (76 amino acids)
Source: RefSeq, a predicted model, not a curated record